UAAAUUAACUUUAAGAAACAAUGGAUAAAAAAUGGAUGUUUGCGGACCGAUUUUCAGAGGAAUAUGAAAAUGGAGUAGAAGAGUUUGUUAAAUUUGCUGUGAAACAUGCCACUGACCGCGAUCGAAUCAUUUGUCCUUGCUUAAAUUGUUGUUAUGGAGGAAGGGGUAAUGGGGUUGUGUUGCGAAAUCAUUUACUGGCGAACGGAAUUGAUCGAAGCUACACAUGUUGGACAAUGCAUGGUGAGAUGAGUAACAACAACGUAGAUUUUCAGAAUAAUGAGACAUAUGAAUCAAAUGAAUUUGACACAAAUACAUUUGACCAUGAUCGAGUUGACGAAAUGCUAGAUGUAGUUAAAGAAGAUCUUCGGGAUUGUCCUGAAAUGUUUGAGAGAUUGGUUAGUGAUUCAGAGAAACCAUUAUACGAUGGUUGCAGCAAAUUCACAAGACUGUCUGCAGUAUUGAAGUUGUACAAUAUAAAAGCGAGAAAUGGAUGGUCUGAUAAAAGCUUCACAGACUUGUUAACCCUUCUGAUAGAUAUGCUGCCAAAGGAUAAUGUUCUUCCUAGUAGAAACUAUGAAGCCAAAAAAAUGUUGUGCUCGAUUGGCAUGAGUUAUGAAAAGAUACACGCUUGUCCUAACGAUUGCAUUUUGUUUCGAAAUGAAUACGCAUCGUUAAAUGAGUGUCCUAAAUGUAAUGUCUCUCGAUAUAAGAAAGAAUUUAUUCCUGCGAAAGUCGUAUGGUAUCUUCCUAUAAUACCGAGAUUCAGGCGCAUGUUUAGUAGUGAAGUUGAUGCAAAACAUUUGACAUGGCACAAAUAUGAUAGAAUUAGAGAUGGGAAGUUUCGGCACCCUGCAGAUUCGCCACAGUGGGCUAAAAUUGAUCAUGAUUAUCCUGAUUUUGGGAAAGAAGCAAGAAAUCUACGCUUGGCACUGUCUACUGAUGGAAUGAACCCACAUGGUUUUCAAAGUAUCCCAAAUACCGUAUGGCCUGUGAUUUUGGUGAUUUAUAACUUGCCUCCAUGGUUAUGUAUGAAGCGUAAGUUCAUGAUGUUGUCGAUGUUAAUUUCUGGGCGCAAUCAACCAGGGAAUGAUAUUGACGUGUACUUGGCACCUUUAAUUGAUGAUUUGAAGCUCAUACCUGAUGAUGUUGCUGGUAUAAGGUUGGUUAGAGAUGCAAUAGGAACAUAUGUGGCAUGGCAAAGAAACCUCAUUUCCCUUAAUCUUGAGACUCCUGCAACAUAUAAAGGCAAUGGUAACGAUGGGAUUAGGAGGGGUGACGAGUCGGUCACUUCAAAAAAACAGAUUCAAACACAAAAAUUGCAUGAAGGCACUAAAAUCAUCAAGGAUAAACCAAGAAAUAUGUCUCAUGCACAAAAGUCGAAAGAAGUCAAUAAUAAGGGUAGACAUAGCAAUAUUCCAAUCACAAAACAAAGACAAGAUAUUGCAAAAACCAAACAUCAAAAACCUAACUCUACAAAGUGUCGUCCAUCAUGGGUGUUAGCUCUUAAAUCAUUGGUGGAAGUGCAAAUGGAAAACUCAGAUACGCGUCAGAUAACUAUGGAGGAAGGUAUUUUUGGUGAAGAACAGUAUAAUGAAGAAAUUACCAAAGAACAAAUGUAUGAGUUUUUCAACAAUACAGAAAUAGGUGUCUCUGUUGUCUGCGUAUAUAUCAGGUACUUGUAUGAGAAGUUUGUGCGCGACACUGAUGUCCCAAGGAAAUUCUCCUUCUUAUCCCCCCAUCGAAUAUCCUUGGUGUUAAUUGAAGCAGAACAAGAAUUUGUCAAAGCAUACAUGGUUAAGGAAUUCUUGAAAUAUAAAGAUGAGCACAAGUUAUUUAUUCUACCAUUUUAUAUACAUAAGCCUAUUGGACAUUGGGUGUUAUUUGUCAUUAAUCCCAUAUCGGAAAUCAUAUAUUAUAUGGAUCCAUUACUCAAUGACUAUAUGAAUUACCCAAAAAUGAAGAGUAUGUUUGACACAGUUCUAAAGGUAUUUCGCGCUGCAAGGAACGCUCAAGUAUCAAAGAAUAAAUUUAACAACAUAUCAUGGGUCCGAGUACAGUGUCCUCGCCAAGAAAAUGGUAUAGAUUGCGGGUACUUUGUGAUGAGGUUUAUGAAAGAGAUUCUCAUUUCGAAACUAAAUGAGAUUCCAAAGCUGUACAUUGAGGGUUUCAAGUGUGCGACAUACUCAAAUGAUAAACUAAGAAAAAUCCAAGAAGAAUGGUGUCAGUUCAUGAUGAGCCUUUUGUUUAUAUGAUAUUUUUAUGAUAAGGGUGGUGGAGAGUGAACAAAAUUUGGAAAUUUUGCCUGCUUUUUGUGAAUAUAAAUUUUGAGACGACCAAGAAGAUAGAUGAAGACAUGCUACCAUAGAAGAUUUUGAUCUUAUAUUAACUAAUUAAUUAGUU
Messenger RNA from Medicago truncatula (barrel medic), 2400 nucleotides. RefSeq lists its product as uncharacterized. Lineage: Eukaryota; Viridiplantae; Streptophyta; Magnoliopsida; Fabales; Fabaceae. The coding region runs from base 21 to 2252 and encodes 743 amino acids. The transcript is spliced from 9 exons. Gene Ontology annotation, molecular function: cysteine-type peptidase activity. The record is from RefSeq and is a predicted model, not a curated record. Gene Ontology annotation, biological process: proteolysis.